ACGGAGAUUAGUAGACGAUUAGGAGAUGAUACUCGUGUGUGUUUGAAGCUCUCAAAUGUCCUCAUAUCUUCAAUAAUAAUUACGAGGCUGCCGCUCCAAAGAGAUAAUUAAGGUAGAAACAUCAAAGACGAACAACGAAUUAGGGUUGGAGACCACUCGCAGGCGAGUGAGUGAAAAGCGGAAUUACGGAGCAAAAGGGGGACAAAGGGGGGACACAGCAGCGGCAGACUGGCUGGUGGAGCAAGUCCGAGAAUGCGCGAGCGAGAGAUAACUACGUGUCCUGUGAGAACGACGAAGAGACAAGGAGGUAACGCGUCAAGUGAGUGACGACGUCACGAUGCGCAUGUCGCCGCUGCUAAGAUUAGUGCUCGUGGCAGCAUUCGCGCUGCUAGCAAGUGCGAAUGCUAAUGCAGAGGCGGGUCUACGCGGAUCUGACACGAACAGGACUGUGUUGUUGUCGUCAUCACCAUCAUCACCGUCGUCAUCACCAUCGUCGUCGUCGUCGUCGUCGUCGUCGUCAUCGCGUCACGGCUUCAGAGCGAUGAACAACAAGCAAGUGAUUGCCGGGGUAGAGGCUAGUUUGCUCUCCCUCUUGGGCUUCAAGAAGAGACCCAACCCGCAGGGCACGGUGUACAUUCCGAAGUCGCUCAGGAAUCUCCAGGCCCGUCAGAGCAAAAUCGGCGUCUCGAACAUCGCGAAACCCGGGAUUCACGCGCGAUCGGCCAACACCGUUCGCUCGUUUUCACAUGUCGAGAGCAAACUGGACCACAAGUUCACAUCCCCGAAUCUCUUCCGGCUGUCGUUCAACCUGAGCGGAAUUACCGCGAAUGAGACGCUGCAGGCGGCAGAAUUGACCCUGUCGCGCGUGACGAUCCCGAAAACCAGCGGAGAGACGGAGAAGCCCAGGAUACUGGUGUACGACAUCCUGCAACCUGGGGUGAAGGGUCGCAGCAAGCCGCUGUUGCGGCUGAUCGACAGCAAGGCGAUCGAGACUACUGGGACUAAGGAGAAGACCAGGACCGUCAGCCUGGACGUCCAGCCGGCCGUGGAUAGGUGGCUGCGGAACGAGGGCGAAAAUCACGGUCUCCUGGUGCGGGUGAGCGUCCCGGCGCGGGCGCGCGCGCACGAGCACGUGCGGCUGAAGCGGGCCGCGGACAUGCACAAGGAGGCGUGGGCCGUCGAGCAGCCGAUGCUCUUCACUUACACGGACGACGGCCGGUACGAGAUGGCGAACGCGGAGAAGAUAAUGGAGCGGCGAGCGAGACGCGCCGCUUUGCGGAAGAACCGGCGGAAGGACGGUCGGGAGAAUUGCCGGCGACAUCCGCUCUACGUCGACUUCGCGGACGUCGGGUGGAACGACUGGAUCGUCGCGCCGCCCGGAUACGACGCCUUCUACUGCCACGGUGAUUGCCCGUUUCCUCUCGCCGAUCAUCUCAACUCGACGAAUCACGCGAUCGUCCAGACCCUCGUUUACUCGACCAAGCCGAGCAUGGUGCCCAAAGCCUGCUGCGUGCCCACCUCCCUCAGCUCGAUAUCGAUGCUCUAUCUCGACGAGGAGAACAAGGUGGUGCUCAAGAAUUACCAGGACAUGGCGGUCCUCGGAUGCGGCUGCCGCUGAUGGCUCUUAUAUAUCUGGGUUCGCGGCGAGGAAGGAUGAGGAGGAGGCUCGUAUAGAACCUCCUGAAGGAAUAUAUAGAGAGAUAUUUAUUUCCUUAGGUCCCGGACCACUCGUGUUUCGUAUACAUAAAUCGCGCUCGCCCCCGGCUACUUGGCGAACGCAUCGGAUAAGGAUUGAUAUAUAUACAUGCGAGCAUAGACGCUGUAAAUUAAUAUAUAUUAGAGAAAAAGAGAGGGGAUAAGAGUAAGGCGUGAUGGAAUGACAUUCUUUGACAGAUUUAUCCCAUGUGAACUCCCAGGUAGAACAUAAAACUCAGAUUGACAUCAUGGUGACGUCACUUAUUAUUUAAAGUGCUUCUGGAGAACAGUUUUUACAUGUACAAUUAUUCAUUUAUUUUAUUGUUCAAACAUAUUCUAACAAUUCAACAUAAUAAUUUCUUGAAAAUUACAUAAAAGCGAUUAUCUUAUAUAAGAGGGCUUUAAAUCUAUGAUUCGUCUUGUCAUCUUUAAUUCAUUUUUUAAUCAUUUUUGUCUAGGUAACUUUUAAGUGAUGAAUAAAAUCAUGUUGACGUUAUUGUGAGUUUUAUGUUUCACCUGGAACCCGUAAUAAGAUUUCAGUUUAGCAAGCAUAUGUCACUUUGACGUCAUUAGACAGCAAACUGACGUCAUUUUGUUACUUGGGAUAGAUAAAUAGAUUUACGGUUUUAAAAAACUGUCUUUUACUGUAUGAUUGAGGUAAUUCAGUCAGUGAAUUUCGAUAGAGAUCUUGUUAUCAUUCUCGAAUCCGAUAAGCGAUCGAUGAAACUUUUAAUUUUAUUAGCGGAAUCAAUUUGAAAUGCGAUGACUACACUGAAAAGAAAUGUAUUAACUUGAUUAAACCUUUGAACUAAAUAUUAUUUUGUUAUUUAAACCU
Molecule: messenger RNA, 2530 nt
Organism: Nylanderia fulva
Lineage: Eukaryota; Metazoa; Arthropoda; Insecta; Hymenoptera; Formicidae
Source: RefSeq, a predicted model, not a curated record